Molecule: messenger RNA, 1372 nt
Organism: Erpetoichthys calabaricus (reedfish)
Lineage: Eukaryota; Metazoa; Chordata; Cladistia; Polypteriformes; Polypteridae
Gene: gabrg1
Product: gamma-aminobutyric acid type A receptor subunit gamma1
Exons: 9
Coding region: 1-1332 (443 amino acids)
Biological process (GO): signal transduction; chloride transport; synaptic transmission, GABAergic
Cellular component (GO): GABA-A receptor complex; postsynapse; neuron projection
Molecular function (GO): GABA-gated chloride ion channel activity; inhibitory extracellular ligand-gated monoatomic ion channel activity; transmitter-gated monoatomic ion channel activity involved in regulation of postsynaptic membrane potential
Source: RefSeq, a predicted model, not a curated record
AUGGAAGGUGAAAAAAUUAAGUCCAGCAAUCUUCUGUCUUUUGGGCCAAGCAAAAUAGAUGAAGAAGAUUAUGAAGAUGUCCCUAUUAAUAAAACAUGGGUUUUAGCUCCCAAAGUACAUGAAAGUGAAGUCACCUUAAUUCUGAAUAAAUUACUUCAAGGAUAUGACAACAAACUCAGACCAGAUAUAGGAGUAAGGCCAACAAUAAUUGAAACUGGAGUUUAUGUGAACAGUAUUGGACCAGUGGAUCCUAUUAACAUGGAAUAUACAAUCGACAUAUUCUUUGCCCAGACUUGGUAUGAUAGCAGAUUGAAAUUCAACAGUACAAUGAAGGUUCUUAUGCUAAAUAGCAACAUGGUUGGAAAGAUAUGGAUUCCAGACACUUUUUUUAGGAAUUCAAGAAAGUCAGAUGCUCAUUGGAUCACAACACCUAAUCGUCUACUUAGGCUCUGGAAUGAUGGAAGAGUUCUGUACACAUUAAGGUUGACAAUUAAUGCUGAGUGCUACCUUAAGCUACAUAACUUUCCAAUGGAUGUACAUUCCUGUCCACUGGAAUUUUCAAGCUAUGGAUACCCAAAAAAUGAAAUAAUGUAUAGAUGGAAAAGAAAUUCUGUUGAAGUUGCAGAUCAGAGAUACUGGAGAUUGUACCAAUUUGCUUUUGUUGGUUUGAGGAAUACUUCAGAAGAAGCGCAUACCCAGUCUGGGGACUAUAUAAUUAUGACUAUAUUUUUUGAUCUGAGCAGAAGGAUGGGAUAUUUUACUAUACAGACUUAUAUUCCAUGCAUCUUGAUAGUUGUGCUUUCAUGGGUGUCAUUCUGGAUUAACAAAGAUGCUGUACCAGCCCGAACAUCUUUAGGCAUCACUACUGUACUGACAAUGACAACACUGAGUACCAUUUCUAGAAAAUCUUUACCAAAGGUGUCCUAUGUGACAGCGAUGGACCUUUUUGUGUCAGUAUGCUUUAUCUUCACUUUUGCUGCAUUAAUGGAGUAUGGAACUUUGCACUACUUUACCAGCAACAGAAAAGCAAAGAAAGAGAAGGCAAAGAAGGAACCAACAUCUACAGUUAUAAACAUUCGACCAGGAACGUCUCUGAUUCAGAUGAACAACAUUUCACACUUGCAAGAACAAGAUGAUUAUGCAUAUGAAUGUCUAGAUGGAAAGGACUGUGCCAGUUUUUUCUGUUGCUUUGAGGACUGCCGAACAGGUGCUUGGAGAGAAGGCAGAAUGCAUAUCCGGGUUUCCAAAAUUGAUUCAUACUCCAGGAUCUUCUUUCCCACAGCAUUUGGUUUAUUUAAUCUUGUUUACUGGGUUGGAUAUUUGUAUUUAUAAAGCUGUGAGAACUUGAAAAAAUAUCAAACCAGAAGUUAGA